Messenger RNA from Aspergillus candidus, 1405 nucleotides. RefSeq names its product signal recognition particle receptor subunit beta. The record is from RefSeq and is a predicted model, not a curated record. Lineage: Eukaryota; Fungi; Ascomycota; Eurotiomycetes; Eurotiales; Aspergillaceae. The transcript has 2 exons. The coding region runs from base 242 to 1207 and encodes 321 amino acids.
CAAACGUCCACCCACCCAACCUAGCCAGAAACUAGUAGUUUGGGUUUUGGAUCCUGCACUGAACUCAAAAAUGGUUGGAUAGUGGUCACUGGCAACGAUUCCGCAAAGAGCUUGAUUUCAGGGUUCACAAACCAGACGGAGAGGAUAAUUGAUCUCUUUCCCCGCGCCUUGCCGCUUGCACUGUCGAAAACCACGUCCUUCCUCUGUUGUCCUAGUUGACCGAGCACAGUACACGGCAAUUAUGGAGUACCAUGGCGACUGGAAGUCGUUGUCGGGGAUAGCAACGGCGUUGCUCGAUGGAAAUCCCAUAGCUAUUGCUCUCACGGCUCUGUUUGCCUUCGGACUGCCUGUGUUGCUUCAUAUGAUCUUCUACAGCCGGGUUGCCUCACCCCCGUCUUCCAACUUCCUCCUUCUCGGCCCUAGUGGCUCCGGCAAGACUGCUUUUGUAUCAUUGCUCGAAUCCAAAUCGUCCCAACUGGCCAAAAGGCUGUCUCGCACCACGCAUACCUCCCAAUCAUCUACACUGGCAACCGUGAGCCUCCCCGCCUCCGUCCAAACCGCCUCGAACCGAUAUCGGUCCGUCAACGAUUCGUCAUUGAAAGACAUCUCCCGGAAUCCAGUCAAAUACCGAGUGAAAGACACACCCGGCCAUGGGAAAUUGCGCGGGUCUCAGGGCCUGUCCCAGUUGGCGACCAUGUCAACAUCGAACGAUUCCAACAUGAAAGCACGCGGGGUCCUGUUCAUGGUCGACACCGCCGCUCUUUCGGACCCCGAAACUCUCCGUGACACCGCCUCAUACCUAUAUGAAGUUCUGUUCGUUCUUCAACGGCGUGCAUUGAAGAAAAAGAACAAAAACGUGGCCAAGGUCGCUGGCGAAGUCCCCGUCCUAGUGGCUGCCAAUAAGCAAGAUCUGUUCACUGCUCUCCCGCCGGGAUCGGUGCGUCAAUGCCUCGAGGCUGAAAUUGACCGGAUACGCAAGUCGAAGAGCAAGGGUCUCAUGGAUGCGAACACUGAUUUUGGCACGGGAGAGGAAGAGGACGAUAUCUUGGGCAGUAACGAUGUGAACGACACGUUCACUUUCGAUCUCCUCGGAGACGAGAUUGGCAUCAGCGUUGAUGUUGUCGGUGGUGCUGUGAAGGGGGAUGAGGAGGGUCACCUCGGAGCUGGGGUGAGAAAAUGGGAGGAGUGGAUUGGACAGUGUCUUUAGACAGACCUCCGAUGUAUUCUUGCUUGAUUAUCUCGUCUAGGGAAAUUGUGCAGCCCUACUAUGGAAGUCAAGGACUUCCAAAUCUAACAUGAUAACGCUUUACCUAUGCGUGCCGGCUAGCUAUGUAACAGUGGAAAUGGCAUAUAUCGAGGACCCGGAGACAGUGGUAUAUUGGAAUAUAAUAUCAUGACUCUUUUA